AUGCCUGGAAAGUACUCCUACAAUCUAGUGCUGGCCGACUACUCGAGUCAGGGCCUGAUCUCCUUGCCGAACGAUCAGCAGCUGCAGUACUUGCGGGAAGAUCAGCCGUCGCGUGUUGGGAAUACCAAAAAUUCGACGUACAGGCCGCGAGGUCCGUCGGGACGUCCCGAGACUGCGCUCAGUCACGCCUCUGGCCAGGACUCAAGUCGGAGGGUGGUCAUUGUUGAUUCAGACACGUCUGAUGACGAGGUAGUGCGGGUCGAGCAAGAUGUAUCACAACAGCAGUCUGUUGAGAGAUCGGCGGAGUUGCUCGCGCGCAAUGUUGGUGAAGAUGGAGGAGACCGAGCUGCUCUGGCAAGCACUCACCAAGCCGUUACCAAUCCACAACCACACGUGCCGCACCCCGACUCGAAUGACACCUCUAGGAAGCCGCGUAACAGACUUACGAAGCCCCGUCGCAGUGGAGGGGUCAGAGCUCUGAUUCAAGCGAGGUACAAUGAAGAGCUGGCUGCUGCGAUCGCAGAGGAAGAGAGCGCAGGCGAGCCCGUGAACCAUACACCAGUAGGGACUGAGAAAGGCAAGAACGAUCCGCAGUUGGGGAAGGUUGAGGCGGCGCAGACGAAUGGAGCAUCCGCGCAAGACGAUGCAGCGAGCGCAGCAAUCAAUAAGCUGUCCCUGCAUGAGUUCCUCGAUACUGUGCCACGCUCCCCGCGCAAACCAAAGUGGCAGCCUCGAGGGCCGCAGCGAGAGCCUGGGCAGCAUGUUGACCGUCCACAUACACGUUCGAUAUCGGUGCAGGAGUUUCUCAGUCUCGAGCCUGGCCCUGUAACGGACGGUGUUGCUACUGCGAAAAGCAAGCCAAGUACCAGCACAGAGGGAACGGCUUCUGGGUUAAGCAAGCCUAGCACCAGCACAGAGGGAACGGCCUCUGAGAUCAGAAAGCCCGCUCCUCCACUGAACAAGAAGAAGAGCUCGCCAAAUCUGGUCAGUCGCCUGCCGAGGAAUGUCUCGAGUCAACAUCAACGUCCGGCGUCUUCGCCUCAGCAUGAGAAGCCGCAGGAACUCGUUAUGCCGAGAGCCUCUGUUGAUAAGCCUGCAGACCCGGCGCCUAGCACAGGAAAGCAGACUGAAAGGCCACGCUCUCCCGAUACGGACACUGUGCGGCACAUAGGUCGAUCGCCCAGUCCUCAAAAGCCGGCCGAGAAGGACCUACGUCAGCACGGACCAGUGCGACCAGUAUCGAAGUACAUGGAGGAACCGGAUUUCGAUGGUUUCUCGGACGUCGACGACGAUUCCUAUUUUCCUGCGAUUGCGCACUAUUCAUCAGCACAGACACAGUCGGGGCCGCCAGCCAAUAUGCGGCGAUCUUCGAGCGUGCGAACAUCAUCACAUCAGAGACGCGAUAAGCUGUCGCAGGUCCUUGGUCGGCCAAGCCGGCCAAGUAGUGCGCAUGGCAUGGAUGACAUUCUGCAGCUGCAACACGACCGGGAGUCCGCUGUGCAGUCGAGGCAACGAAUGAUACACGAUGUGGCGAGCGCCGGUCGAUCCAGGACGCCAAUUGGAUCGCCGGAGCUGUCCUUGACGACGGCAAGUUCAUCCACAUCGCCGUUUCCGCGGACUCCUAAAACGAACAUGGGUGCCUCAGGCAAAUCAAGUCGGCAGGCCAGGGUGAAGCCAAGCGGUAGCACCGAGUCGUGGGGCCUUCCAAAUAUUGUUGUCUCCGAUGACAAGGUCGAAAGCCUCAGUCAAUUUCUGGGUGAGCACGAUGAGUCCAAAAGCUCGAAUGUCAUGAUAUUCACAUCAGAUGAGGAAGAGGAGGACGACUACCCAACCCCAAGACUGCAAAGGCUUGAGGAGGAUGUCCAGAUGGCGCCUGCCAAGUGGGGCACGAUUUCGUCUGGCAGACAAGUCAACUUCACCCGGAAGGAUGCCGAUACUAUGAGCGAAAUCAGCGCUGUGUACCCGCCUGAUAUUGGCCGAUACACAAGCAAUGGCGAAGCAGGUGGUCCGCUGGCAACAGCUCUGGCAGGCAUGAGACAUGGUGGUGAAUUAGGAGCAACUUACAAGCCCGGGAAAUCCUCUCGAUUUCGGCGCUCGAUGAAGCCUGGCGAUCUGCUACAGAAGCUUGGAUUGAAGGACCGAACUCCUCCUAGACCGAUCGACAGUCCACGACCAAUUCAAAGUACUACUACACCAAGUGCUAGUUCGCCUGGAGGUGCCAGAUAUUACAGACCUCCAAUGCCGAGAAGUGCAAGCAGUCAGAAGAGCUUGAGCUCGAAGAGUGGCUGGUCAGGAUCGAGUUCGGGAAGGAACCCGAAGUACCAUCCUUCCUCAAGUUCCCGUGGACGCCUUCCAAAAAACGAUGAAUGGAUCUAG
Molecule: messenger RNA, 2376 nt
Organism: Cyphellophora attinorum
Lineage: Eukaryota; Fungi; Ascomycota; Eurotiomycetes; Chaetothyriales; Cyphellophoraceae
Exons: 1
Coding region: 1-2376 (791 amino acids)
Source: RefSeq, a predicted model, not a curated record